AUGUGUGCACCGCGCGACGAAUUCAUUAGUGAAAGUUCCGACGAAUCUGCUGAAGCUUUGAUGAAAAUAGUGGCAGAAGAAGCGAUCACUUGUCUUGAGCAUCAAGUCCCUGGACGUUCGCUAUAUUGUCCAAAGGUGGCUCUUACCAAGAUGCCGUAUUUUCGUAAUCCAGACUCCGAGUUUGAAAUUUCUGGGGCAUUGUUGGAUCCCAUCCCCAAGCCUGUUUUCGUGUCUUUAACAAUGUAG
Messenger RNA from Plasmopara halstedii, 246 nucleotides. RefSeq lists its product as uncharacterized. NCBI's taxonomy places the organism in Eukaryota, Oomycota, Peronosporomycetes, Peronosporales, Peronosporaceae. The transcript has 2 exons. Bases 1 to 246 code for a protein of 81 amino acids. The record is from RefSeq and is a predicted model, not a curated record.